GUGCCUCUGACACCAAAGAAGUCAACCAAACUCCUCUUAUUAUCAUCAAGAAAUCCGGGGAAUCUGUGGACAAGGAGAUGAUAUGCUCACACCAGAUAUCUGGAUAUCAAGUCAUCCUGUGGUACAAGCAAGACAAAGGUUUAGCCAUGAAGCUCUUGGGAUAUUUGAAUUUGGAGUACCCAAACGUCGAAGAGGACGUGAAGGGAAAAAUCAAUUUCGAUGGAGAUGGACGUAAAAACUCAAGCCUCACCAUUUCUGAGCUUAAUCUGAACGACGGCGCUGUGUAUUACUGUGCAGCCAGUCUGCACGGUGCCUCCGACACCAAAGAUGUGGCUCAAACUCCUCUUUUCCUGAUUAAAAAAACUGGGGAAUCGGUGGAGAAGGGGAUUAAAUGUUCACACAACAUCGAAAAUCAUGAGCUCAUUCUAUGGUACAGACAAGACCGAAACAGGAAUCUGAAGCUCUUGGGAUACCUAAACCUGAAUUUUGCAUAUCCUCAAGAUGAUGUAAAAGAAAAAAUCAGUUUUGAUGGAGACGGACGUAAAAACUCAAGCCUCACUAUUUCCGACCUUGAUCUGAACGACAGUGCUGUGUAUUUUUGCGCAGCCAGGCGGCACAGGUUUUCUGGCGGGAGUCAUGUCACCCAGACCCCUACUGUGUGGAAAAACAGGGGCGGAAAGGCGACAAUAGAAUGCAGCCACACCAAAGGAAGUUUUUACUCCCAGAUGUACUGGUACAGGCAGCUGCCAGGACAGGCCAUGAAGCUGAUUGUCUUCACAGCGACGGGACAAAGUGAUCAUGAUUUUGAUGAUUUCGACGCUGAAAAGUUCUCAGCCACCAAACCUGAUGCUCACAGGGGGACGCUCACCGUGAACAACCUGGUGCCGGAAGACAAAGGCUUGUAUUUCUGUGCUGUGUCUCAGCACAGUGGUUCCUCACUCAGUGACAAAGUCAGCCAGACUCCAGCUGCUGUGUACAAAGAAGCCAAUCAAACAGUCAAAAUCCACUGUUCACACAAUAUUGAAACCUACAAUUUCAUCCUCUGGUACAAGCAAAUAAAAAACAGACAGCCGCAGUUUCUGGGAUACAUGCAAGCCUUCACCCCAUUUCCAGAGACUGGAAUGGGUGUAAAAAUAGAUGGAAAUGCAAAUGAAGGAGAAACCUGCACGUUAACCAUAGAAGAACUCAGCCUGAACAGCAGUGCAGUUUACUUCUGUGCUGCUAGUCUACACAGUGCUUCUGCAGUCUACAAUAUCCUCCAAAAACCGGCUUCCAUUAUUAAGAAACCCGGUGAAUCUGUUCUCAAUGAGAUCCACUGUUCACACGAUGUGUCGGAAUUUGAACGCAUCCUUUGGUACAAGCAGGACAAGCGCGGAGCUCUGAAGUACCUGGGCUACCUAAAUCUGAAGUUUGAUUAUCCAGAGGACGACAUAAAAGGAAAGAUUAGCUUCGACGGAGACGGCGGCAAAUAUUCCAAACUGAAUAUUUCCUCCGUUUCGGCAGAAGACGGCGCCGUGUAUUUCUGUGCUGCCAGUCAGCACAGUGCAACAACGCGCCCUGAAACCGACCUGGUGUGGAAAGUCCAGGGGGAAAACGCAGUGAUGGACUGCAAACAUUCCAAGGGUGCUACCUAUUACACAAUGUACUGGUACAGGCAGCUGCCCGGAGAGCACAUGAAACAAAUGGUGUACACUCUCGCUGACAGCAAACCCGACUUCGAACCCGAGUUCAGAAGUGACAGGUUCUCCACCACCAAACCCGACGCUCACAGUGGGACCAUGACGGUGAAGGACCUGGUGCCGGGAGACACCGGCUGGUAUUUCUGCGCCGUGAGUUCCUCACUCAGUGACAAAGUCAGCCAGACUCCACCUGAUGUGUACAAAGAAGUGAAUCAAACAUUAGAAAUCCACUGUUCACACAGCAUAGACGGCUAUGACAGAAUCCUCUGGUACAAGCAAAUGAAGAAUCAGCAUCUGCUGUUUCUGGGAUACAUGGUACCAUACUCUGCAGCUCCAGAGACCGGAAUGGAGACCGGAAUGGGUGUAAAAAUAGAUGGCAAUGUAAAUAAAGGAGAAACCUGCUCACUAACCAUAGAAGAACUCAGCCUGAACAGCAGUGCAGUUUACUUCUGUGCUGCUAGUCUACACAGUGGAACAUAUCACUGCUGCUCAAUACAAAAACCUCAUAAGGCUUUUCCACGUUUCUCAUGUGAGGAUGAAGUCCAGCAGUAUCCAGAGGAAAUGAUCAAUAGGCUUAAUGAACCAAUCAACAUUGAGUGUUCACACAAGAGUGACAUCUAUGAUAGAAUCCUCUGGUACAAGCACUCAAACUCACAACUGCAGCUCCUUGGAUACUUGUAUCUAGGGAACAUAUUUUUAGAGAAAGAAGUGAAUGUGAAGAUUGAAGGAGGUGCAAAUAAAGGAGAAACCUGCACAUUAACCAUAGAAGAACUCAGCCUGAACAGCAGUGCAGUUUACUUCUGUGCUGCUAGUCUACACAGUUCCUCCCUUGGAGACCAAGUCAGUCAAACUCCACUCGAUGUGAUCAAAGAAGAGAAGCAAACGGCUGAAAUCAAAUGUUCACACAAAGUUGAUAAUUAUAAUAUAAUCCUCUGGUACAAGCAAACGAAUACUCAACUGCAGCUCCUGGGAUACUUUUAUGUAGGAAAAGAAAAUGUAGAGAAAGGAGUGAAUGUGAAGAUUGAAGGAGGUGCAAAUAAAGGAGAAACCUGCACUUUAACGAUAGAAGAACUCAGCCUGAACAGCAGUUCCUCCCCUGGAGACCAAGUCAGUCAAACUCCACUAGAUGUGAUCAAAGAAGAGAAGCAAACGGCUGAAAUCAAAUGUUCACACAAGAUUGAUUAUUAUUAUACAAUCCUCUGGUACAAGCAAACGAAUAUUCAACUGCAGCUCCUGGGAUACCUUUAUCAAGGCAAAGAAAAUGUAGAGACAGGAGUGAAUGUGAAGAUUGAAGGAGGUGCAAAUAAAGGAGAAACCUGCACUUUAACGAUAGAAGAACUCAGCCUGAACAGCAGCGCAGUUUACUUCUGUGCUGCUAGUCUACACAGUUCCUCCCUUGGAGACCAAGUCAGUCAAACUCCACUCGAUGUGAUCAAAAAAGAGAAGCAAACGGCUGAAAUCAAAUGUUCACACAAAGUUGACAUCUACAACCAAAUCCUCUGGUACAAACAAUCAAACUCACUACUGCAGCUCCUUGGAUACUUAUACAUACGCACACCAAAUAUAGAGAAAGGAGUGAAUGUGAAGAUUGAAGGAGUUGCGAAUAAAGGAGAAACCUGCACUUUAACCAUAGAAGAACUCAGCCUGAACAGCAGUGCAGUUUACUUCUGUGCUGCUAGACUACACAGUUCUUCUACCAGCGAAAAAGUCAGACAGGAUCCAGCAGAGAUGUACCAUGAACAGAAACAAGCGGCCAAAAUCCACUGCACACACUUCAUCGACAGCUAUAACAGAAUAUUCUGGUACAAGCAGUCAAACAGACAACUGCAGCUGCUGGGAUUCUACUUUGUAGGCAAAGAGAAUGUAGAGGAAGGAGUGAAUGUGAAGAUUGAAGGAGGUGCAAAUAAAGGAGAAACCUGCACAUUAACCAUAGAAGAACUCAGCCUGAACAGCAGUGCAGUUUACUUCUGUGCUGCUAGUCUACACAGUUCAACUCUCAGUGACAAAGUCCAACAGGAUCCAGCAGAGAUGCACAAAACAGCUAAAGAAGAGGCCAAAAUUGACUGUUCACACAGUGUCGACAGCUAUAAUACAAUCCUCUGGUACAAACAAUCCAACUCACAACUGCAGCUCCUGGGAUAUAUGGUUGGAAGCAGUGACAACGUGGAGAAAGGAGUGAAUGUGAAGAUUGAAGGAGAUGCAAAUAAAGGAAAAACCUGCACAUUAACCAUAGCAGAACUCAGCCUGAACAGCAGUGCAGUUUACUUCUGUGCUGCUAGUCUUUGCCUGGGAGUUAAAGUCGACCAAAGACCUCUAGAGACUCUGAAAAAUCUCGGAGACAGAGUCCAGCUGGUCUGCAGCCAUGGACAGACCGACUACACCCAAAUGCACUGGUUCCAGAGAUCCCGUUCAGACCCAGCUCUGCGGCGCAUUGGACAUGUGUACUAUGGCAAUAUCGAUAUCGAAAAGGCAUUCGAAAAGCAUUUCAAUAUCACCGGAGAUAUGAGCGGGUCCACUGCGAAGAACGGCUCUCUGCUCAUUCUGGACCUGAAGGCCGAGCAUGCCGCUGUGUACUACUGCGCAGCCAGCUACGCACAGCAGAUGCCAACCCGCGCUCCUCCUCUGGGUCUGGAGGUCCGUCAGUCUCCCUCUCAUCACAUCGCUGACCCUGGUGACAGAGUGCAGAUUUUCUGUAGCCACGACGAAACUAGCUACAGAGUCAUGCUCUGGUACCAGGGGUCACCCAGCGACACGGCGAUGAAACUCAUCGGAUAUUUGCACUUCAAAGAUGUCAAAAUGGAAGCCCAAUUUGAAGCCAAUUUCAACCUCACGGGAGAUUUGGGCGGCGAUACAAAAAAGAAUGGCUCCCUGGUCCAUCAGUCUCCCUCCGUUCUCAUCGGAAAGGUGGACGAUGAGGUACAGCUGGUCUGCAGUCAUGGCCGAAGCGACUACAGAGUGAUGCUGUGGUACCAGCAGUCGCCUGGAAAAAAGGCGCUGACGCUCAUCGGCUAUGGAUACACGCAGUUCAGAAAUGACAGCGUUGAGGAGGCCUUUAGGAAACAUUUCAGCUUAGCCGGGGACCUGAGUGGUGACAAAGUGAAAAAUGGCUCUCUCUUCAUAAAGAAGCUGAAAACACCUGAACACACGGCAACGUACUUCUGCGCUGCCAGAUCUAACUCAAGUAAAGAAAAGCAAGUGUUUCAAAGUCCAGCUAAUUUCUUUGGGAAAGCAAAGAGCGGAGUCAACCUGACCUGUUCGCACAAUAUCUCAAGCUAUGACACGAUUCUCUGGUAUCAGCGCUCACCAGGGGAGACCUCCCUGAAGCUCAUUGCCUACAUGUAUUAUAAAACACGCAAUGUUGAGACACAGUUUAAGGGACGCUUUGCAGUUGGUGGUGAUGGGGAGAAAAUGGUUUACCUUCAAAUUCUAAACCUCACACAUCCUGGAGACACUGGAGAAUAUUUUGGAGCAGCAAGUAAGAAUCAUGAGAUGUUAGUUUUUCCUAUUAAUGCAGCAGACUUUCAAAAUAUUGUUCUGUCAUCACCUGUCGUCCAGCAAUCUCCUGUGUCUCUUCUCCUGAAACCUGAACAAGAGGCCAGUCUUGAAUGUUACCAUGGAGAUAGCAAUUUCCCCUACAUGCUCUGGUACAAGUCUGCGGCAGGAGGCCAGCGCACCAUGGACCUCAUCGGUUAUCUCUAUAACGAAAUCCCAAAUCCCGAGCAGACGUACAAAAACCGAUUCGCCAUGACGGGCAAUUCAAAGGCCAAAGGCCAGCUUGUGAUCGCCAACGUCACCCUGUCAGAAACAGCAGAGUACUUUUGCGCAGCUAGGCUACACAGUAUUUGUCAGUCUGUGCUCAUCACCCAGUGGCCGCAACACAUCGCCAGCCUUCCCAACGGCUCGGCCGAAAUGUUCUGCUACCAAAAUCACUCCGAUUACGAAUUCCUCCACUGGUACAAACAACAGGGGGGGAGCGCUUUACAGCUGGUGGCGAAUGUGAUUGUUGGUCGGGCUACCUACGAAGACGGAUUCGAAUCCGGUUUUCGGGCGGUGAAGACGAGCGAGAAGCAGUGGUCCCUGACCAUCUCCAGCGUUCGGCAGGCAGACGAGGCGGUUUACUUUUGCGCCGCUAGGCCACACAGUCAGGUGAGCGCCGUUACAUUUAAGCAGUCUUCUCCUCUCAUAGUGGAACCGGGCAGAGCUGUCCACAUUAACUGCAGCCAUGACGAUAGCAACCUUAUAGUGAUGCUUUGGUAUCAGCAUAAAAGGGACGACAACUCGAUGACCCUAAUCGGGUUCGGGUACGAGAACGCCCAAAACUACGAGGGUCAGUUCGAAAAACAAUUCAAGCUGACGAGAAAAAGCACGGUGGAAGGAGCCCUGUUAGUGCGGGAGCCCGCCGCGUCGCACUCGGCUGUUUAUUUCUGCGCCGCCAAUCAUGCAAAGAGCGCAAAAUUCCUUCAAUCCCACCCCCAAAUUGUUGAAGAAAAGAAAGCAGUGGAUUUUAAGUGCAGUCAUGAUGAUAGUGCUCUCAACGUAAUGCUCUGGUACCAGCAGACAAACAGCGGUCGGAUUGAUUUAAUUGGUUACAGCUACGUUGGUUCCGACCCAACGUACGAGGAGCAAUUUAAAACCCGUUUUAGAAUCACGAGGACAAACGUCACACACGGAGGUCUGACUAUAGACGGUGCCAGUCUGUCAGACUCGGCUAGCACUGUGACCAACACUCAGCCUGCUUACUUUGGAAAUGGAACCAAACUGACAGUUUUAGACCACGAUGUCACUCCACCAAUAGUGAAAGUUUUUCCACCCUCAAAAGCAGAGUGCAAAAACCAAAAGGACAAGAAUACGAGGAAGAAGACCCUGCUCUUUUUGCUGCACUGUGACAACAUCAACGAAGCUUACUUUGGAAAAGGAACAAAACUCACUGUUUUGGGUAGAAAUGUUGGCGUGAAAAUGAAGGAAAAAACUCACGUCAAAACAUUUGACAUUAUUGAACUGAACUCGGAGCACUGUGAACUCCGAGAAAGAGAUUCUUGCUCAGUUUUGCUGCACUGUGACGAUCGUGAAGCUUACUUUGGAAAAGGGACCAAACUGACUGUUUUAGCACUGAUCAUGUUCACUGUGACUCUGGUGCAGCAGAAGCUCACUUUGGUGGAGGAACAAAGU
Messenger RNA from Menidia menidia (Atlantic silverside), 6848 nucleotides. NCBI's taxonomy places the organism in Eukaryota, Metazoa, Chordata, Actinopteri, Atheriniformes, Atherinopsidae. The record is from the annotation of a GenBank genome assembly.